Messenger RNA from Beta vulgaris subsp. vulgaris (sugar beet), 3176 nucleotides. Its product is annotated as acetyl-coenzyme A synthetase, chloroplastic/glyoxysomal. The transcript has 18 exons. The coding region runs from base 524 to 2782 and encodes 752 amino acids. Gene Ontology annotation, molecular function: acetyl-CoA synthetase activity; AMP binding. The record is from RefSeq and is a predicted model, not a curated record. NCBI's taxonomy places the organism in Eukaryota, Viridiplantae, Streptophyta, Magnoliopsida, Caryophyllales, Amaranthaceae.
CCACCAUUUUUUCCCCUUAUUUUUAGACUCAAGACAACAAAAUCUACCGCCAUUGCAAUAUUGCAUGCACUUGCCUUCCAUUUUUAUCAACUUUCUACCUAUUUAAGCCAUUUUUCAUUCAAGUUCCCUCCAUAGUCAACCAUCUCUCUUUUUGCACUUUUCAUAGCCCAUUUAAUCAUUCUACAUGUGUGGGCUACAUGUUUAAUUAUCCUAUUAUUGCUUACUUUACAAACUUUGAAAAAUUCAUCUUAAUCAUUCACUAGAAUUUCAGGCUUAUUAUACAGUAUACUAUUAUAAAAAUUCCAAACCAAUCCCACUUGUCAAACACUAAUAAAUUAACCUCAUGAGAUCUGCACUUCUUAUCAUUUAGCCCAUAUAAAAUGUGCCAAAAAUAAUAUUAUAUGCUUAUCAUAUCACACCUUCAGAUCCCAAAAUCAGAACAAUAAAUGUAAUAAAAAAGAUAAAAUAAUUAGUCAAACAGUUUCUCUCUCACUACUCACACCAACGCACCCUUCUCGAGAAAAUGAUGCAAUCUCUCUCCUCUCCUCACUGUAUUAGUCGUACUUUAUUAUAUAGCAGUAAUACUAGUAUUAGUACCCAACAACCCAGACACAAAAUCACAAAGAAUCAUCACUUUCGCGAUCUGGGUACUAUUUAUUGCCGAUUCUUCGAAAAGGGUCGCCGGAAAAUGGGGAAUUUAACGACGGAAAAUCAUCUCCGACAUAUUCAAUCUUUGCCAACUUUGAAUUCUGGCGCCGGAAAAAUUCCUCGUUUGAAUGCUGUUAUUCUUGGGGAAACUCUUGCUUCUGAAGAAAACGACUUAGUUUUUCCCAGUGAUGAUUUCUCCAGCAAUGCCCAUGUUUCAUCCCCUGCUGAGUAUUUGGAGAUGUAUAAGAGGUCAGUAGAGGAUCCAGCAGGGUUUUGGGGAGAUAUUGCUUCAGAAUUUUACUGGAAACAAAAAUGGGGAGAUAAAGUUUGCUCAGAGAAUCUGGAUGUGAGAAAGGGAACUGUUAAUAUUGAGUGGUUCAAAGGUGGGAUCACAAACAUUUGCUACAAUUGCUUGGACAGAAAUGUUGAGAUCGGUAAUGGUGAUAAAGUUGCAUUAUAUUGGGAAGGGAAUGAUCUUGGCUGUGAUGAUAGUUUGACUUACAGUCAGCUCCUGGAGAAAGUUUGCCAGCUUGCAAAUUACUUGAAAGAUGUUGGUGUUAAGAAGGGUGAUGCCGUUAUUAUCUAUCUACCUAUGCUUAUGGAACUGCCGAUUGCAAUGCUUGCGUGUGCUCGAAUUGGUGCUGUUCACUCGGUUGUCUUUGCUGGUUUCUCCGCUGAAUCACUUGCCCAAAGGAUUGUAGAUUGCAAGCCAAAGAUUGUCCUUACUUGCAAUGCUGUCAAAAGAGGAGCAAAGGUUAUUGGACUUAAAGACAUAGUGGAUGCUGCUCUUGUUGAAUCAACAAACAAUGGCGUCUCUGUAGAUGUAUGCCUGACAUACGCAAACCAGACAGCAUUGAAGAGAGAAAACACCAAGUGGACGGAAGGAAGAGAUAUUUGGUGGCAGGAUGUUGUCCCAAAGUAUCCAAGUACUUGUGAUGCUGUGUGGGUUGAUGCAGAGGAUCCUCUAUUCCUGCUUUAUACAAGUGGAAGCACAGGAAAACCCAAGGGUGUCAUGCAUACAACCGGAGGAUACAUGGUAUACACUGCAACAACAUUUAAGUAUGCAUUUGACUAUAAGCCCUCAGAUAUAUACUGGUGCACAGCUGAUUGUGGUUGGAUUACUGGACACAGUUAUGUCACAUAUGGUCCUUUACUCAAUGGAGCUUCUUGUCUUGUUUUUGAAGGGGCUCCAACUUACCCUGAUGCUGGACGCUGUUGGGACAUUGUUGACAAGUACAAAGUGUCAAUAUUCUACACUGCCCCUACACUGGUCAGAUCUCUCAUGCGCGAGGGCUCUGAGCAUGUUACUCGGUACUCACGCAAAUCCUUGAGGGUUCUAGGAAGUGUGGGUGAACCAAUUAAUCCUAGCGCAUGGAGGUGGUUCUUCAAUGUGGUUGGAGAAUCAAGGUGCCCUAUAUCUGACACUUGGUGGCAGACUGAAACUGGUGGCUUCAUGAUAACUCCUUUGCCUGGUGCAUGGGGCCAGAAGCCAGGUUCUGCUACUUUUCCUUUCUUCGGAGUUCAGCCUGUCAUUGUAGAUGAGAAGGGCAAUGAGAUAGAGGGUGAGUGUAGCGGAUACUUGUGUAUAAAGCAAUCAUGGCCUUCAGCUUUCCGUACUUUAUUCGGUGAUCACGAAAGAUAUGAGACCACAUAUUUCAAGCCCUUCCCCGGUUAUUAUUUUACCGGUGAUGGAUGUAGCAGGGAUAAAGAUGGUUAUUAUUGGCUCACUGGAAGAGUAGAUGAUGUCAUCAAUGUCAGUGGCCACCGUAUUGGCACAGCUGAAGUUGAAUCUGCCCUAGUUUCUCAUCCACAAUGUGCUGAGGCUGCUGUUGUUGGUGUUGAGCAUGAGGUCAAAGGGCAGGGCAUUUAUGCAUUUGUUACCUUGGUUGAGGGUGUUCCUUAUAGUGAAGAACUUCGUAAAAGUCUUGUCGUGACUGUCCGCACUCAGAUUGGAGCGUUUGCAGCUCCUGACAAAAUUCACUGGGCACCUGGGCUCCCUAAAACAAGGAGCGGAAAGAUAAUGAGGAGGAUUUUGAGAAAAAUUGCUUCAAGGCAACUAGAUGAGCUCGGAGACAUUAGCACUCUAGCAGAACCAGCUGUUGUAGAUCAGCUUAUCUCCCUUGCCGAUAAAUAGAACUCACAAAUUUAGAGUCUUUUUGGUGAAACUUGUUCUUUCAUCCUGGCUGCUUUGUCGCGUUUCCCCAAAGUUGAAUUUUUCGGGUUUCCUUGAAGGGAACAUCUGCCACGGGUUGGUUCAUGAGCUGUUUGUUGUUGUGAAAGUCGUCGUCCUUGUUAAUUUUGUACCAUAGUUGUAGUUUUAUUAUGGUUUGAGAAGGGAGUGAUCCAAUUUUUCCGGUAUGCAUGUUAUUCACCAUUUUUUUCCUCAUUAUACUACUACUAGUUUAGUAAUAAGAGCUUGUCUUGUAAGGCUUGCAUUCUUUUGCAAUCAUUGGAGAACGGUUGGGAUUGACGUUUUGUUAUUAAUUCUGUUUCUUAGCAUAAUAAUUUAGAAUCGUGUCUGUUCCAAA